Molecule: messenger RNA, 390 nt
Organism: Rotaria sp. Silwood1
Lineage: Eukaryota; Metazoa; Rotifera; Eurotatoria; Philodinida; Philodinidae
Source: the annotation of a GenBank genome assembly
AUGCAAACACGUUCAACAUUAGAUACAAGUUCAAAUAAUUUAUUUACAAAUAUUGAACGGUUAGGUACAUGUGAUUUAUUAUCCUAUGGACAACUUUCAUAUGAUACUAUAUUAACAUCAAUCCAAAUGUUAAUAUUUUCACGUAUUUAUACAUUAUUACAACGACCAAAUAAAAAUACAAAUUCAUUAAAUAAUGAACAUGUUAAUAAAGAACAAACAAUAAUUGAUAGUUUAUCAAUAAUAUCAUCAUCAGAUAAUAUUCUUAUUGAAAUUGUUGAAGAAUUAUAUGAACGUACAAAACAAUCAUCAACAUUACUAUAUGAAGCUUUACUUUUAUUACGUCCUUUAUCAUUAUUACUUGCACACAUUAGUUUUUUUUUCGUGCUUUAA